AUGAGGUUCGCCGAGCGCCUGGGCGCGGGGAGGAAGCACGCCGGCCUGGCGAAGCACGCCGGCCUGGCGAAGCACGCCGGGUCGGCCCACCUGGACUCGCACACACUCGCCAGCUCGGCCACGGAGGCCGCGCAGGAGGCCAGGGCGCGGCGCGCUUCGGCGAAGCAGGAGAAGGACGCGCAGCUCAUCGAGGCGCGUGCCUCGGGUGCGGCGCCUUCGGCCGCCAGCGCCGCCGCGGACAGCGCAGACGCGAGCAAGGUCGCCGCCGUCGUGGCGGCUGCCUCCGGUCGCCGCGGCGAGACCAGCGGCGUGCGGAUGGCCGGGCGCCGCGGUCGCCGCCAGCAGCAGCCGCUGCCGAAGCUCCUGGACACGGCGCUGGAGGCCAUGCCGCGGCUGGGCGGCUCGGACGCCUCGUCGCCCUCCCACGUCCUCUCGCUCUUCUCCGCGGGGGCCGUGGCGGCGAUGAAGUCCGUGGCGCCGUCGCUAUUCGAGGGCGAGGAGACCAGGGCCCACGCGUCGUCGACCAACGCUUCUGCGCAGGGGGCGGCGCGCCGCGACCCCGUCGCCGAGGGGGCCGACAUGGAGACGAGGGCCUCGCCUGGCGCGAUGCAGCUCGUCAGCACGGGGAAGAGGGCCGUCAAGGUCGCGAGCAAGGAGAGGGCGUACUACACGGUGGAGUCCAGCGACGAGAAACUGCGCAAGAAGGUGGGCGGCCUCGCGUACCGCCUCACCAAGAGCCUUAGCGACAAGGACGACACCAUGAAGCCGUUGGCCUGGGGCUCCAUAAUCAGCGGCCUCGACGAGGGAGACGGCUGGCUCAAGGUGGACGGCGGCUACCUUCCCUUCGCCGUGUCCGGCAGCACGGUGCUCGCCCUGAAGUCCGAGCCCUCGGCCAUAGACGUCGUCGCGGCGUCCGAGGCCGCCGCCACGACGUGCCCCUUCUCCCACAAGGACGGCCUCCGCGAGUACCUGUCCUGCUUGGCGGACCGCUGCGAGGACUGGGACCCUGCCGUCCUGAAGGGGGUCACGUGCGAGGAGACCUUCCUGCCCCUCGGGUGCGACUCGGACCUCGUCGACGCCCUUCGUGAGGGCCCGUCGGGGACCGCGCAGCUCGGCGCGUCGGGGACCGCAGUCUCCGCCGCCUGCCCGGCGCUGUGCGGACUCUGCACGGAGCCAGCGCAGAGCUCAGCGGACCUUGGCCAGUCGGUCUGUCGUUUCUUCCUGGCCUUAGCUUAA
Messenger RNA from Prorocentrum cordatum, 1236 nucleotides. The record is from the annotation of a GenBank genome assembly. NCBI's taxonomy places the organism in Eukaryota, Dinophyceae, Prorocentrales, Prorocentraceae.